AUGACACAAGAAGAGAAGCGCUCUAGUCUCGAGCUGGCGGCUGAGAAAGCAGAUAAUGUCUAUGUUGAGGAUGUUGGCAGCGAUCGUCAGCAAGUCGAGCCUGCUGAGAUGGAGGCGAAGAUGAAUUGGCAGACUAUCAUUGCAUACCUUGCCUUAGCAUCCCAGUUCAACGCCUACAUCCUGACUCUCUUAAUCCCGUCCACCAUACUCCCCUACAUCAACGCCGAUUUGGGUCCCGACCCCAAUUAUCCAUGGAUCACCAUCAGCUAG
Messenger RNA from Mytilinidion resinicola, 270 nucleotides. RefSeq lists its product as uncharacterized. The transcript has 2 exons. The record is from RefSeq and is a predicted model, not a curated record. Bases 1 to 270 code for a protein of 89 amino acids. NCBI's taxonomy places the organism in Eukaryota, Fungi, Ascomycota, Dothideomycetes, Mytilinidiales, Mytilinidiaceae.